Molecule: messenger RNA, 7619 nt
Organism: Anneissia japonica
Lineage: Eukaryota; Metazoa; Echinodermata; Crinoidea; Comatulida; Comatulidae
Exons: 6
Coding region: 3094-4122 (342 amino acids)
Cellular component (GO): nucleus
Molecular function (GO): DNA binding
Source: RefSeq, a predicted model, not a curated record
UCGGGGUGUUCAGUGCCGGUUCGGUUGUCUGCUGGGGCGAGCGCGGCAGCAGCUCCAGUGCGCCGGGACGCUGCCGACGCUGCGUCGCAGCGGCUCUGGUGCGCCGGGACGCUGCCAACGCCACAUAGCAGCGCAGCAGCGCGACCCGACCUACAUCGGUGAUUGGUUCAGACAGCGGUCGUGGGCGGAUUCUGACACCUUCCACGGGGGCAGAGCCGUCGGUCGAGGAUUUGUCAUCUACCGCUGGUGCUGCUCCGCUCGUGGUCGGGUCUCAGGCCCCACCCAGGCAAGCGCCUGUUCAACUACCGGUGGAGGAUGAGGUAACGGCAGUGCUGCGAGAGGCGUAUAACAGCCACCAACACCUCCACAGAGCGGUCGCGACGUCUAGAAGCCAUGAGAGCCGGGAGCGGGGGGUUUGGGUACUGCGCCUUGCCUUCGACAAUCUGUGGUGCCUGGCCGAGCUCUCUGGCAAUCCGCUCUGGCCGCCGGAUCGCCUGUGAGGACUGCUGCGUUGGCCGCUGUCCCUGCGGGAACCGGCCCUGCAGCAGCAAGAGAAAAACACACACAAAAAAAAGGGUUUUUUUUCUGCCAUUUCUAUGGCCGUUCUUUGGAGUUAUUGUUAAAAAAAAAAAAAAGUGAUUCUAUGAUUCCAUUAUUGUUGCCCACCCCCCCCCCACCCAUCCUCCUUUCAGUUGCUCACCAAAAACUCGUGGAGGACAAAUUGCCUCCACACCCCAAAAUUGGAGGUUCACCACGGCUUCCCUGUUGUAGGUUGGACCUUUAGUCCUCUCAUUCGCCUAUGUUCUAUUCUCGAGCAUCUACUGUUUUUGGGCGGGUUGGCUUGUCUUGUUUUUAAAAUCCAAGACCCAAUUGGGAUAUUCAAAUUUAUCCUGGGCGUUUAAGUUGUAUUUCUAUGGUGCUGCUUUUCCCACUUGGAUUCUUUUUGUGUGGAAUGUUAGUUGGAACAUUUAUGUUCCCCACCUUGGAAUUUUUAGUGACUGCGGCGGCCGGUUUACCCAUGCCGGUUUACCCAAGCCGGCCCCACUAGCAAUACUGCUUCGGGACUUUCAUCGUCCCCUAUUGGCAUCUUUUUCCGAAAUUAUGGGAUUCACCACAACCCCAUUUUUUUUUUUUUUCAUCGGUUCUUUGUAUUUUCUCUUUCACCAACAAAAAAAAAACUGUGAUGAGGAAGCCAGGAGAAGUGGGACGAGUGAUGUGCCGCUGCCCCGGUGAUUGGUUGUGAAUGACGUCAUCUAUACGUCGCAGCCAUGUCCACUUUGUCCUAUAUAUUAUCUCGAGUAAUAUAAGAAUCUAUAGAGACCUAGCAAAUCUCUAUAGCUUUCAUCUAGUAGCCAGUUAUGCAUGUCAACAUUUAAGCAAGUCAGCUGAGCAACUUGUUCACGAUGUUUAUAACUACUUAAAAACAUCGUCUAAGAGGUAAGCUUAUGUGUUUUAUUUUUGUUUCAGUUUAAAUGAAAUAAUAUAAAUUACCUAUAAUAGAAGCAGAUUGUAAAUGCAUUGCCUCAGAUACGAGGCCGCACUAAUAACAAUUUUAAACAAGCAAGUUUUAAAUGUUGUUAUUUAUCUGUCACGGUGAAAAUGAAAAUGUUUCAUAACAAAUAUAGAGAGGAACAGUAAUUAAAAUAGAAUAUUUGUUGUCAUUUCCAAAACACACUCUAAGUGAAAUUAACCCUAUUUAAACCAACUGAAUCUUAAUAUCCUAAUUAUAAUAUAAUCUCUUGGCAGUGUAAAGUGGACUUUAAUAUAUAUAUAUAAAUUACAAAAUUAUUACAGUUAGGCUUGUAUAAUUUUGCUUUGUGUGUUUUACUACAAAUUGAUGAAAUAUCUUAUGGCCCUGUCACACCUUAACAAUUUAUUCAGCUUAUGCCAAACGUAUCAAAAUUUCUAUAAAACGCUGGCACACGCUGAACUAUCGAUGCUUUUUUUUCAACUUUGGGCGCAUUCAUAGCGAAUUCAUAAUUUAUUGGACAUAUAAAAAACGUAUUAGUAAAUAAUAUAGAAAGUUUUGAUUGCUUAUAGAAAACUUACAAAAACGAAUGCUUAGCGUGUUGCCGGCGUUCACAACUUAUGCCCAGCGAUAGUCUGCCUUAUGCACAGUGCGCGGCAGCGUAUCGCCGAUUGUCAGGGUUAUAAAAAGGCUGCCGCUCGUCGAUUCUUGAAAAUCAUAACCGCACUAGACAUCGCAGUAUCAACAUCACCAUAUUGAUAUCACUCCAUUUUAAUAUACCUAUUCCCCUAAAUGCUGCCUAUACGCCAUUGUAAGAUUACUGUAAGAUAGAAACACGUUCAGUAAUUAUUUGGUCGUCUGGAACACGUCAAAUACGUCUACAUACGUCAAUAUACGUAGGAGAUAAGUUAUAAGUUACAUUUAAGAUUGAAGCACGUUACUCAUAGGUUAGAAAUACAUUUUGACUUUCGAGUAACUUACAAGUAACGUGUGUCAACGGGUGUCAAUGAUCGCUUAACUUACCUACAAUUUAUGGCCCGCGUAUGCGGAACGUACAAGCCAUACGCUGGCAUACGUCAUAAUUCAAUUCAACUUUUAUUGUCAACCACUGUGAGAACAUGGUUUGAAAUUCUUCUUGUUUGUUCACAGUUAAAAUGUAAGUUAAAACAAGACACAAAAGAAAAGUUUUGUGCAUGCACUACUGUAUGUAAAGGCAACAUUGCAAUUCUUAGAUUAUGUUUUGCAAGAUUUUACCACUUUGAACAAAAUGCUAUAGUCUGAUGAGUUAGUUAACUAUUCAAAUCUAUAACAGUAUUUGAUUUGAUUAAAAAAACAAAAAACCCCAGAGAACAUAAAAUUUUACAUUAGUCAUUUACCAAAAUCAUAUAAAGUAAAACGGGGUAACUUUGGCAGGUCAGGGGGAGAGCGGGGCUUGUUGAACCAGGGGUAUGUUGAAACAGACGCGUUUAUUUGAAAUUGGGUAAAUUUUUCCAGAAAUAAAAUUGAGCCUGGCAACCAUUCUCUAUCUUCCACAUGUAUACAAGUUUUCAAUUAAAUCUGAUAUCGGUAAAGGUUAUUUCUUGCAAAAACAUCUAAUUUUCUGCUAAAAGUAAAUUUUCUAAAACAUGGUUCGUAACCGUAUAAGAAAGACACAAAGGGGCAAAGAUCUUGAAAUAUUGAAGAGGGAAGCAGCCAUUCUUUUACAAGCUGAACUUGAUGGUACAAACUGUUCAAUUCGGUCAGUUGCCAAGACUGUAGGCGUUGCUCAUUGUACGUUGUACCGUUACAUGAAGAAGUUAAAGAAAGAUGGACCGGUAGUAAACAUCCAUGACUUGCAUCGGCGAAUUGAAAGGACACACGCUGGAUAUGCACAAGCUCGAAAAGUUUUCAGUCAAGAAGAAGACAUUCUUGUUAACUAUAUCAAGACUUCAGCAUGUGUGUACUUUGGACUCACACCUAAAGAUAUACGAAUUCUAGCGUAUGAAUGUGGUGUGGCACAUAAAAAAGAGAUGCCCGACUCAUGGAAUGAUAAUGGAAUAGCUGGCAGAGAUUGGCUUACAGCUUUUCUUAAGCGACAUGCAGAUUUAAGCAUAAGGACACCUGAGGCAACAAGUUUAGGACGAGCCAUUGGAUUCAACUGCCAUAAUGUUAAUCAAUUUUUUUAUAAACUUGGUGCAGUUAUGGACAAAUAUCAAUUUUUGCCUCAAAACAUUUACAAUGUCGAUGAAACAUCUCUUCUGACAGUACCGACCAAAACUGCAAAAGUAGUGGCAGUAAAAGGUGAAAAACAGGUUGGUGUCAUAACUUCUGGUGAAAGGGGGACACUGGUGACCUUAUGCCAAGCUGUGUCGGCUACAGGCAAUGCAAUACCGCCACAUUUCAUUUUUCCUCGUGUCCAUUUUAAGGACCAUAUGCUCACUGGCGCUCCAGCUGGAAGUAUUGGAACGGCAAACCCAUCAGGUUGGAUGAAGCAGGAGGAUUUUAUUGUAUUCAUGAAACAUUUUAUCAAGACUGUCAGACCCAGCAUAGAAGUGCCUGUCUUGCUGUUAUUGGAUAACCAUAGUUCACAUUUAUCGAUCGAAGUAAUUGACAUGGCUAGAGACAAUGGUGUAGUUAUGUUGUCUUUUCCUCCUCACUGUAGCCACAAGCUGUAACCUCUUGAUAGAGGAGUAUAUGGGCCUUUCAAGACCUACCUAAUUGUGCCAGCACACAAUGCAUGGAUGAGAAACCAUCCUGGGCAGGCAUUGAGUAUUUAUGAUCUACCUGGACUCUGCGGCGAAACCUUGAUGAAAGCCAAUGCUCCAUCAAAUAUUAUAAAUGCGUUUAGGAAAUGUGGUAUUUAUCCAUUCAAUAGGGAUAUUUUUGGUGAUCAUGAGUUCGCACCGUCUCUAACGGCAGACAGAGAUAAUCCUGAGGAUGAAGUCCUUCCUGCUACUGCUCAGUUACCUCAAGUCCCUGCUCAGUUACCUCAAGUCCCUGCUCAGUUACCUCAAGUUUCUGCUCGGUUACCUCAAGUCCCUGCUCAGUUACCUCAAGUUCCUGCUCAAUCAAAUAGUGCCCCCACUCAAGCCGCCGUUUAUUCUACUCAAGCCGCCACUCACACAGAAAUCUGUACUUCUUGUCAACUAAAGCUCACACUAGUACUACUCAAUUACCUGUACCCUCGCAUUCAACUCAAGCUGCUAUUAAUCCAACUGCUUCCGAGUCACAGCCAUCCACAUCAUUUGGGUUUAAUCGCUCAACUUCAGUCGCAUCAUUCUCUCCUGAGAAUAUUUGGCCACUGCCUCGUGCUCCACCAAGGAAAAAAGCAAAGGGGGGUCAUGGAUUAGGAGUUAUCAUCGAGGCAAUGGCAAGCGAAAAUACAGAUCUUAUGACGAAAACGUCAUUGAAUAGGCGCUGCACAAAAUAAAAGGUGGAAUGUCUCAAGCAAAUGCUAGUAAAAUGUUUAAUGUUCCAUGUGCAACGCUACAGAACAAACUUGACAACAGACACAUGAAAAAGUUGGUAAAACACCAGUUAUGAGUGAUGAUGAGGAAAGAAUACUUGCCGGUACACUUGGAGAAGUGGCAAUGUGGGGUUUCUCGCUUUACAUUAGUUGAUGUGCAGAUCAUCAUUAAAAACUAUAUGGAUAGAAAUGGCAGAAAUGUGCCUUGUUUUAAAAACAACUUGCCCAGUGAAGGUUUCAUUGAAUGUUUCAUGAAGCGAAAUAGACUGAGUAAAAGGACUGCGGGAAACAUAAAGAGAGCGAGGGCCAAAGUGUACAAGGAGGAUAUUGAAUCAUACUUUGAUAAUUUGCAAGACAUUUUGAAUGGAAUUGAUCCACAAAAUGUUUACAAUUAUGAUGAAACGUAUGUCACUGAUGAAUCUGGAUCAAAGAAAGUAAUCGUUCUGCGAGGAAUGCGGCGAGUGGAAAAGGUUCAAGAACACUCAAAAAUGGCCAUUUGAAUUAUGGCAUGUGGUAAUGCUGCGGGAGAACUCUUGCCUCCAUUUGUGUUUAUAAACCACAAAACUGUUAUGAGGAUUGGACUCAACUCGGUCCUGUUGGCACGAAAUAUACUGCCACCAAAUAGAGUGGUUGGUUUGAUGGUGAAACUUUUGAACAAUGGUUUCUGAAUGUAUUUGUGCCCCAUGUAGCUAAAACUCCAGGCAGCAAGUUGCUGAUUGGAGACAAUUUAGCAUCACAUUUUUGCCCUGAAGUCAUUAAUGCCGCAAACAAACAACAUUUAUUUUACAACUUUGCCACCAAACUCAACCCACAUGACCCAGCCACUGGAUGUUGCCGUCUUCUGACCCAUGAAAAUAGAGUGGAAAAAAAAUUUGUGUAACUAGAGGAAGCAGUCACAUCGCCAAGGAUCUAUACCAAAAGAAGUGUUUCCAUCUCUUUUAAAUAGACUGUGGCAAGCCAUUUCCCCAAAUGGUGUGGCAAACCUUCAGGGUUAAGAAAAUGUGGCCUGCAUCCAUUUAAUCCACAGUUUACCAGACGGGCAGGCACGCGAGCCAAAUGAAGUUGCACGUGACCUAGAUAAUUCACUAAUUGAGCUCCUUAAAAGAAAACUUCAUUAUUAUUAGGAUCAAAGUAUACAAGUUGGCCACUUAUUUUUAACUGGGAGAUACAAUUCUAAAAAAUAGGUGGUAGGUAGCUUAGCUUAAGCCAGGCCAGGUAUUGUGUGUGUCUGCAUAGUAGAGUAGAAAGUGUCUAGGCCUAGGUAGUGUCUCUCACGGGAUCUCUCAAACUCAUUUAAUAUACAUACAUAAUUAUUAAAUACAUUCACGUCAUGCAUUUUUAAUAAAUCUGUAGCCUAAUGUCUGAUGUGUACAUUUCAGUGCGGGAAUAUUCUGUUUGCUUCGAAAGGAAAGCUGUGGAUAGAUUUAAAAUUUUUCAUUUGAUUAUUUUUUUUUCAGUUCAUAUGAUUGUGACAGCAGUGAUGAUGAAAAUUAUUCAAGCACAGAUUCGGACUAUGACCCAAGUAAAGAUGAAGAUAGUGAUGUGCACCAACAUGGUGAAGAUAAAGUUGUUGCUUUAGGUAAUACCCUUGUAGCUGGCGGACGUCAACCUUGAUAAUCAGUCCCACGUUCAUGAUGGUGUUCAUCCUCCGGCUAGAAUAAGUGCUGACCAGCCGAAUCUUGAUGAUGGUGUUCAUCCCACAGACAGUAUCUUUGGUGACCAGCCGAAUGUUGAUGAUGUUCACCCUACAGCCACAAUAAAUGGUGACAGUGAUACACCCAUAGAUGCAAAAUAUGACCCAAGUCAAGAUCAAGAUGAUACCGAAAUACAGUAGAUAGUCUCGAGGGGACACCUGAACAUGAGAUGGAUCCACCUGGCACCACUGACAGUAAUCCACAGGUUGAUGAUGGUGUUCGUCCUACAGCCCGAACUCAUCAGCGUUCUGGAGCUGCCCUGAGUCGGAAGCACAAACGUGAUCCAAGCAAGUGGAAGUGUAACGUUCAAAAGAGACUUAGGCAAUUAAAGCAGUACAUGAAUAGCCGUGGGAAUAUAUGGGAUGCAAGAUCAGUAAAAACCAAAAAGGACUGCAGCAGAUGUAAGUUUAAAUGCAGCUUAAAUGUUAGUGAAAACGACAGACAUGAUAUAUUCAAGGAAUUCUGGACAUUAAAUGACAAUGAGAAACUCCACUUCUUUGGGGAAACGACAACACAAGAACCUACAAGGAGGACAAAGGAUGGACAAGCCAGUCGUAAAAACAGUCUCUGCUACUACCUUCCUGUUGGUGGUGAGAAUGUUCCUGUAUGCAAGGUUUUUUAUUUGACCACAUUAGAUGUAAAUCACAAACGUGUGCGUACUUAUCACAACUCAAAGCAGAAAAUGACAAGAACACCAGUUCAUCUAAGUUGGGGUGAAGCAGCAAACAAUGUUGUUCAACAAGAUAUCAAAACUGGAAUGUGUUUUAUGAGAACUGCAUAGUUUGGUUAAAGUUUACAAAACGACAGAGUUGUUAUGAGAUUUCAUGUUUUUUGAAAAUAGUUAUUGCAAUCUGCAUUAUUUCUGUUAAUACAGAGUUUUAUGACUUUCAUGUCUUUGAGGUUUUUGCCCGUUUUAUUACUGUAGAACUGUUGUCUAGAAAUGUGACAGCUGCUCUUCAAAAUCCCAAUGUAAUUUCUACCGAAAAUUAUGAAAUAAAAUAGAAAGAUUAAA